Lingula anatina is the source of this 1164-nucleotide messenger RNA. Its product is annotated as peptidylprolyl isomerase domain and WD repeat-containing protein 1-like. Gene Ontology annotation, molecular function: peptidyl-prolyl cis-trans isomerase activity; protein binding. NCBI's taxonomy places the organism in Eukaryota, Metazoa, Brachiopoda, Lingulata, Lingulida, Lingulidae. The record is from RefSeq and is a predicted model, not a curated record. Gene Ontology annotation, biological process: protein peptidyl-prolyl isomerization.
AUGAUUAACAUGCUGAAGCUGAGUUAUGUUCCUCACUGUUGUAGUUGGAUCUAUGCAGCUGGAGAUGCUGUACCUGCCCUGGCUGUGUCGGAGAAAGGCAACAAAAUAUAUAUCUAUGAUGGAAGGGGGUCAGAUGUGCCUAUUGAAACACUGGAAAAAAUCCACUAUAAACAAGUAGUUGUAAUCAAGUACAACCCAGUGUAUGAAGUAGCAGUCUCAGCAGAUGAGAGUGGAAUGGUAGAGUACUGGACAGGACCAAAAUCUGACUACAACUUCCCAAAAAAUGUCAGCUGGGAAUAUAAGACUGAUACAGAUUUGUAUGAGUUUGCAAAGUGUCAGACUGUACCUACGGGAGUUACCUUUUCUCCGAAUGGGAAACUGAUGGCUACCAUUGCUAAAGACAGAAAAGUGAGAAUAUUUAAAUUUGCAACUGGUAAACUCUAUAAAGUGCUUGAUGAAUCAUUGAAGACAUUUACAGAACUUCAACAGACACGGCAGCAGCUACCAAACAUGGAAUUUGGUCGUAGAAUGGCCGUAGAGAGGGAUCUUGAAAAGUCUGAUGCUUUUUCACGUUGUAAUGUUUUGUUCGACUCGAGUGGAAACUUCAUUAUGUAUGGUACAAUGUUAGGAAUAAAAGUUAUUAAUCUCUACACCAACCAGUGUGUCAGGUUUAUAGGAAAACCAGAAAACAUUCGUUUUGUCCACCUGUCCCUGUUCCAAGGGUCCGUGAAGGGCACAAAGGCGGCUCUGUCUGCCGAGAUGGAGGCUUCUGACAACCCAUCAUUACAAGAAGUGAAAUCUGAUCCCACCCUCUUCUGCACUGCCUUUAAAAAGAAUAGGUUUUAUAUGUUCACAAGAAGAGAGCCAGAUUCUAAAAGUGCUGAUGCUGAGCGAGACAUAUUCAAUGAAAGACCCUCCAAAGAGGACAUCGUUGCUGCUACACAGGAUGCCUCUUAUACCAGAGUGGCCAGUACUGCUGUGAUCUAUACCACCAUGGGGGAUAUACAUAUAAAACUAUUUCCAAAAGAGUGCCCAAAAACAGUGGAAAACUUCUGUGUUCACAGUCGGAAUGGUUAUUACAAUGGGCACAUAUUUCACAGGGUCAUAAAAGGUUUUAUGAUUCAAACUGGGGAUCCUCUAGGUAUUGGUGGUUGUGGAUUUUAG